AGCUGAUCUUUGGUGUCUAUAUGCCAGUACCAAAAUCGUUAGGUAGACUGGUGGAGUAUUGGAGGCUGUUGGUUGUUGGAGUAGUUGAACGUAACAGAAGAUAGCGAAAUGGAUUCUGCUCAGGGUGUGAAGACUGGCAUGAACACAAGUGUGUUCAAGGAACCAAGAGGAGUUAUGCGCAUAUUGCAGUUUGUAUUUUCGAUAUGUGCAUUUGCAACCACUACAGGAUAUACUAACAAAGUUAAAGUUGAGUAUUCAUGCAACAGCAACAAUACUGGAAAGUUUGAACUGGAUAUCUCCUAUCCAUUUAGGUUAGAUCGUGAAGGUACAACUGUGCAAUGUGACCCACCAUUAGAUUUUUAUUUACUUGGAAAUUCAUCAUCAGAUGCCCAGUUCUUUGUUGCUGCUGGUGUUUUGGCAUUCAUCUACUGCAUCUUGAUUACUGUGGUGUACGUGCUGUUUGAUGCUAUGUACCAAAGCAAUGAUCAUCUGCCACGUGCUGAUUUUGUUGCCACUGUUGUUUUAGCUGUAUUGUGGUUGUCUGGAAGUGCUGCUUGGGCUAAUGGACUAAGUCAGAUAAAGAUGGCUACAAACCCUUCUUUCCUUACUAGCCUUUGCAAACAAAUUGCCUGUUUAGUAACUGUUGGUGGCAGCUUCUCAAGUCUUGAUAUAUCUAUUAUUCUUGGAUUUCUGAAUUUUUUCCUUUGGGCAUCAGAUUUGUGGUUCCUAUACAAGGAAACUUCUUGGUUCAAAAUGAAGCAGAGCAGCCCAAAUAUGGCAGCUACAGCGUAAUUGGAAAAUAAAGUCUGCAACACACAAAUCAAAUCUACAUAAUACCUUCUUCUAUUCAGAGUAUAGACUGCUUUUUAUGUUCAGUCAAAAAGUCAGCCAGUUGCUAUUGAACAAUAAUUUAUUUGUUUUACUGUAGUAUUAUUGAGUCAUAGAAUUUUUUUGUACUUUUGAAUCCUUUUAUGGCAAGUGGCAGUGUUCUCUCUCGAGUACUUACGUGAAGAAAUUUGAAGGACAUAUCUUAAUAAGAAUAAUACCUCAGAAUUAUUUAUGGGUUAAUUCUUUUUAUUGAAGCUGUACUAAAUAUUUGUGUCCUAUCAUUCAGAAACAGGAGCUUGGAAUCAAGUAUUUUUGCACGGGGGGGGGGGGAGGGAAAGUUCUUGCAAUAUGGUCCUAAUUAAGUUUUCUGGAAUAUCACUUACUUUUUCUAUUUUAUGUAUGAACAUACACAUUAUGUCAAUUAUUAAAUCCAUAUCUGUAACACUAUAGUGGUUGCCCAUGUGCUGAAACAUGUGGAGCUGUCAUAUUUCCUGUCAUGGAUUUUAAUAGGUACUUACAAUGUAACACCAAUUCUCUCUCUCUCUCUCUCUCUCUCUCUCUCUCUCUCUCUCUCUCUCUGUUUUUUUUUUUUUUUUUUUAAAUCCGUGUUUUUGGAUUGUGCGUUCUUCAGUAUUUGUAUAUACAAUGCAGUAACUAUAAACUUCAAAUAGUUGUGGAAAAUACUGCACUAAUAGAAACAGCGCACACACACACACACACACACACACACACACACACACACACACCUCUCUAAUUGUUGAAAUAAGAUAUAGAAGAAGAUGAUGCAUACUUAUUUCUCAUAUUAAAUUAGAUUGAAGUACAUUGCUUGUUUUUAUUCACAUUUUGUCCCUGUAUUUAUAUUCCAAAAGGCACAAAACUUCGAUGUCAACUCUGCAAUUAAUUGUAUGACCUCAGUAGUAAUAAAAUUAAGGCAUUCAGUAUGACAGAAGUGAGCAUUUAUGUAAAAAAAAAAAUUUUUUCUAUCGAUUGCAUAUGUUAAUAUGGUGCCACUAUUGCCUGUGUUCAUGGUGUUAACUGCAAUCAGGCUACUAUGUUAAUUUGUGUGAUGGCUUUUUAUACAAAGGGAGAGUGCAUACAACAAAUAUCUUACAUAAAAAUGGAAAAAGUAGUGCAGAUAUUUUGCUCUAUCAAAGGCUGAAAGACAUUUGUUAAAGAAACCACAGCUAUUGGUAUUACUUUGACAACGUACUUGGGCAUACGGUAGUGAUAGGUUUUACAUUUCAUAUAUAGCACUGCCAAAUCAAAACUAGAAAGAUAAGCAUGGUAUAUUAAUCAAAAGCAAAUCCAUACAGAUAAGCUUAUAGGAUGUGCUCUUGAAGGGAGAAAAUAGUGUGUGGCAUGGGACUGAAUUUUUCAGUUCCAACAAUGUAUAUAUUACUGUAUUGCAGAAAAGGUUCAUUGUUUAUUUUUGGUAAAUCAACUUAGUGUAUUUUUUAGGAACCUUCUGCCUUGAAAUCUCAUUUGUCUCCUUGACAGAGUUUUAAUUCCAAUGGGAGUGAAUUAAAAUCUUCUUUCUUUAAAAUACCUGUGGCCUUGUAAAUGUCACACAGAUUCCAAAUGCCCUGUUGGUGAAUUGUACUAUUGCUUUACUGCUCUAUAACAUCUUUAGUGUUUGUAAGAUAAUACUAUGUUGGUCACUUGGAGAAUCAAAAAUGUUUUGUUUCUAAAGGGAGCUGUGAUAUGUGUUGGUAAUUACACAAGAGGGUAUCUUUUGUAUUAGGUUUUUUAAGUUAAAAAAAAAAAAUCUAGUAAGAACACAAACUGGACACAGCCUCAAGAUGAAUUGUAUCAAACUUGGAUUUUACAUUAUGUAAUACUGUUAAAUGCUACAGAGUCUUGUUUGUAAAUAAUAAAUUUUGCCCUUAAAGUA
Messenger RNA from Schistocerca americana (American grasshopper), 2719 nucleotides. Its product is annotated as synaptoporin-like. The record is from RefSeq and is a predicted model, not a curated record. The transcript is spliced from 6 exons. NCBI's taxonomy places the organism in Eukaryota, Metazoa, Arthropoda, Insecta, Orthoptera, Acrididae. The coding region runs from base 109 to 792 and encodes 227 amino acids. Gene Ontology annotation, cellular component: synaptic vesicle membrane; synaptic vesicle.